Molecule: messenger RNA, 1221 nt
Organism: Aspergillus luchuensis
Lineage: Eukaryota; Fungi; Ascomycota; Eurotiomycetes; Eurotiales; Aspergillaceae
Product: putative MFS multidrug transporter
Exons: 1
Coding region: 1-1221 (406 amino acids)
Biological process (GO): transmembrane transport
Molecular function (GO): transmembrane transporter activity
Source: RefSeq, a predicted model, not a curated record
AUGUGCACAUUCAUUGUCUUUCUAGGCGCCUGCAUCGGACUUGCAGAGACGAAGAACUACGCGACACUUAUUGUUCUCCGAUGUCUCCAAAGUACAGGAAGCGCUAGCACGAUUGCAAUUGGAUCUGGCGUUAUUAGCGAUAUCACCACUCGGGCCGAGCGAGGUGGCUACAUGGGAAUCUUCCAAGCUGGCCUGCUCGUCCCCGUUGCCGUCGGUCCCGUAAUUGGAGGUGCAAUUGCUGGGUCCUUGGGAUGGAAGGCAAUCUUUUGGUUCCUAACCAUUUACAGCGGCGCUUUCCUCUGCUUUCUCAUCGUAUUUCUGCCAGAGACUCUUCGAUCGAUCGUUGGCAAUGGGGCCCUGAAGUCUUCCAACCCACUGGUGAAGUUUCCGCUGGAUAUAUAUCAGAAAACGACCAAGGUCGAUUGGGAGCAUAUUCUGGAUGGCCAAUCGCAGCGCGUAGCGAAGAAAAAGAUUGAUGUUUUGGGCCCGCUCCGUAUACUCAUCAGUAACCACGCGGCACCGAUUAUUAUUUUCCUCGCUGUUUAUUAUGCCGUAUGGCAGAUGAGCAUCACAGCGAUGUCCUCCCUUUUCGAAAGCCGCUAUGGUUUGUCCGAGAUGCAAAUUGGUUUGACGUUCAUCGCGAACGGUGUCGGAUCCAUGAUUGGAACACUCAUUACUGGUAAAAUUCUCGAUGCCGACUAUCGUCGGGUGAAGGCCAGGUACGAGGCUUCACUUGAUUCAGAGCAGAGGGAGGAUACCACUGCUGCUACACGCGAAGAGAACUUUCCCCUCGAGAAGGCCCGCCUUCGACUUGUGCCGAUCUUCUCCAUCCUUCAGUGCCUUUCUAUCAUCUUGUUUGGUUGGACAAUUAAUUAUUCCCGCAAGGUACACAUCGCUGUGCCUAUCGUCUCGACCUUUAUCACGGGCUGGACUGCUGUCUCCACACAGUCUCUUAUCAUGACUUAUCUUGUUGAUGUUUUCCCCGAUAGAAGCGCUGCGGCUAGUGCGAGUUUGAACCUUGCACGGUGUCUCUUUGCUGCGGGAGGUACAAGCUUCAUCAUGCCUCUUAUCAAUAGUGUUGGGGUUGGGGUGGCGUUUACCAUUUGCGUCGCUGUCCAGCUGCUCGCAUUGGUAGGACCUUUGAUUCAGUGGAGGUUUGCCGCUGGGUGGAGAAGAAAGGAGAGGGAGCGGGAUGCCCAAAGGGCGGACGUGAAGAACUAA